Mucor velutinosus is the source of this 1011-nucleotide messenger RNA. RefSeq lists its product as uncharacterized. Gene Ontology annotation, molecular function: antiporter activity. Gene Ontology annotation, cellular component: Golgi apparatus. The record is from RefSeq and is a predicted model, not a curated record. The transcript is spliced from 5 exons. The coding region runs from base 1 to 1011 and encodes 336 amino acids. NCBI's taxonomy places the organism in Eukaryota, Fungi, Mucoromycota, Mucoromycetes, Mucorales, Mucoraceae.
AUGGCUAUUGAUUCAUUUCUAUCAACGCAUUCAAGCAAACUAAAGAGCCUGGAUACGCCCAUGAUCUGGCUGGGUAUGUACUUUUUCUUCAACCUGUCCCUGACACUGUACAACAAGAUCAUCUUGGCACUGUACGAUUUCCCAUUUCCUUGGACAUUAACAGCAAUCCAUACGUUCUGUGGUGCUGUUGGAUCUUAUAUUUUCUGGAAGGGUGAUUUGUUUCAACCCGCAAAGUUGGGAGAUCAAGAAAACAUGGUUAUGCUUGCCUUUUCGGUCUUGUACACAAUUAAUAUUGCCAUCAGUAAUGUAUCUCUCAAUCUCGUCACCGUUCCCUUUCAUCAAGUUGUUCGUGCAAUGACCCCUGUUUUCACAGUAAUGUUGUCCAUCUUGUUUCUGAAAAAGUCGUAUUCCACCAUGACCUACAUUUCCUUGUUGCCUGUUGUUCUCGGUGUUGCAUUUGCUACAUUUGGUGAAUACAACUACACUCGAUUAGGCUUUGUGUUGACUGUAUUAGGUACAGUACUGGCAGCCAUCAAGACAGUGGUGACCAACAGAGUCCAAGUGGGCCGUCUCAAGUUGCAUCCUUUGGAUCUCUUGUUGCGCAUGUCUCCAUUGGCGUUUGUUCAAACCAUGGUUUAUUCUUACGUUACUGGUGAAAUGGCCGAGGUUACUGAAUUUUGUCGCACUCGAUUGACCAUGUCUCUCUGCUUUGCAUUGUUGAUCAAUGGUGUCAUGGCCUUCUUUUUGAACGUAGUCAGUUUUACCGCCAACAAAAAGACCAGUGCUUUGACCAUGACAGUAGCUGGAAAUGUAAAGCAGGUUCUUUCCAUUAUUUUGGCUGUGAUCAUCUUUAAUUUGAAUAUUACAUUUACCAACUUGAUUGGAAUCAUGUUGACAUUGGCUGGUGGCGCAUGGUAUACAAACGUGAGUAUGCAAGAAAAGGCCAACUCGAAAAAGGUUACCGAUUUACCCAUUGUGAAAGAAGGUGUUGAUAGCAAAAUGUUGAGAUAA